CCAAGCAUCCCAUGAACUCCACGAUAGAUUCAAUUCAAGCAUUACUUCCAAGUAGAGUAGAGCAGUAAAUCCUCAAAUUCAAAUGUCGACCAUCUUAGUCUUCGUCCUCUCUCUACUUACUCUUCUCUCUUUGGCUUACGCACAAGGUCGAGCACCUCAUGGGCUUGUCUAUGAGAACCCCACGGCACUCUCUCCAGAAGCUUUUGACUUCUUCCACCCCAAUACCCAACAGCCCAACAGUCAAUCAACACCUUGUGUAGAGUCUGAUUGCGCUCCUAUCCCUCAGUCAGCAACAUUUUCCUCUGUUUCAGCUGUUGCGCAAUCCACCGAAGCGCAUGAAAACAAUCUAUCGGACACGAAGACGACCGGAAGCCGAUUAAGUGCUGGUGGGAUUGCUGGCAUUGUCUUUGGUUUUGCAUUUGCAGUGCUUUUAGCAAUGGGUGUCUACUAUGUAGCCAUCACACGUAGAUCCAACAUCACUCAGGCAAACUCUGUUCGGCCUGAUGCUUGAUUUGAUCUUGGGCUCCUUUCUUUACUUCUCCUUUUUCAAUUUCUUCUUUGGUUGUUCAUAAUAAAUGCAGAUGUAUCUAUAGUAUGUAUCCUAAUUAUGAAAUAGAGGAGCUUUUACAUUGUUCA
Molecule: messenger RNA, 636 nt
Organism: Macadamia integrifolia
Lineage: Eukaryota; Viridiplantae; Streptophyta; Magnoliopsida; Proteales; Proteaceae
Exons: 1
Coding region: 83-511 (142 amino acids)
Source: RefSeq, a predicted model, not a curated record